Scomber scombrus (Atlantic mackerel) is the source of this 2942-nucleotide messenger RNA. RefSeq names its product ubiquitin-like 3a (gene ubl3a). Gene Ontology annotation, molecular function: protein binding. Lineage: Eukaryota; Metazoa; Chordata; Actinopteri; Scombriformes; Scombridae. The transcript has 5 exons. The coding region runs from base 638 to 991 and encodes 117 amino acids. The record is from RefSeq and is a predicted model, not a curated record.
AAAGGUAGAUCAGCGAGAGCGUACUCAGCCACGGUAACAACAAUCAGCACUAACUCCCGUUUUAACGAGAAGGACCGACACACUUCACCGUGUGACGCCUUUUAUACCAACCCUCCGGCAGUGUUUGAGUUCAUUCCAGGACGGUAACCCACCGUUAAUCUUGCGGAUAUUAUUUCUUUUUUUGCCUUUUUCACCAAAGAGAGAAAAAGGUCGGUGUCCGGAUGUGCCAGCAGUGUUGGGUUUUUCGCAUGGCGUAGGCACCUUUUUUUUUCUACAGCAGGAUAUUCUUGAUGUUUGGAGGGUCCCAGGAGGCCCUCGGGUCGACAUCUUAUCCCCAUUAACAUUAUCCACACUUCCGAAAUUAACCGAUUUCUGAGGGAAAUGAGCCACGACAUGAUUGUGCAAUAAGAGAGGAGGAAGCGUUGUAACACGUCUCGACUACCUCCGUGUUGUGACUGUGGAGAGAGCAAGUCACCAGGAAUAAACUCUGCUUUUUUUCCUUUUUCUUUACACGACGCGCCUUUUCAGAGCUUGUGAGAGCUUUUACAAGACAGACGACAAAAAGGGGAAAUAUAUUUGCCCCCUCGUGUUGUGUGAGUGUGAGUGUGUGUGAACCGGGACCGGGAAAACCUUCACGAUGACGGGCAGUACCCCAGCAGACAUGAUAAACCUGCGGCUUAUCUUAGUCAGCGGGAAGACGAAAGAAUUCCUCUUCUCUCCCAACGACUCAGCAGCAGACAUUGCCAAACAUGUCUAUGACAACUGGCCGAUGGACUGGGAGGAAGAGCAGGUCAGCAGUCCUAACAUCCUGAGGCUGAUCUACCAGGGACGUUUUCUACACGGAAACGUAACACUAGGAGCUCUCAAACUGCCCUUGGGGAAGACCACAGUGAUGCAUUUAGUUGCCAGAGAGACUUUGCCUGAGCCAAAUUCCCAAGGUCAGAGGAACAGAGAGAAGACUGGGGAGAGUAACUGCUGCGUCAUUCUGUAAAUACACACCUCCACCGUCAGGCCCUCCAUCCUUCUCAUCUGUUCUCGCCCUCAAUGUCCAGGACCUAAUGAGCUUUGUCCCCUGUCCUGGAACCUGUCCACAAUGCAGAUAUGCAUACAGACAAACACACACUCUCUUCUUUUUUUCCUUUUUCUUUUUUCUUCCCCCUGUUUUCACAUGCAUACAUAAAAAGACAGCAGGCUCAGGCUGAUCCAGGACAUGAGUGCUGGGAGCAGGAAAUUGAUUAACAAUAGAGUUGAUUCCUUUGUUGUACUUGAUUUGUUGUCAUAACUGAAAAAUUAGAGGAAGGAACUGGAUUUGCAUAUGUUUUUUUUUCUUUCUUAAUGCACACCUUUUUAAGCCUUCUGCCAUUGAAAAUGUAUAUAUAUAUAUAUAUAUAUAUAUAUAUAUAUAUAUAUAUAUAUAUAUAUAUAUAUAUAUAUAUAUAUAUAUGAACAGCAGACACACAUCUUGUCCAGCCAUCCACAGCCGGUCUGUUAAAGGUCUAACCGGCUCCUCAUUUUAGCUGGUUGUCAUAGUAAUGCAGUGCCAGGGUGGUGUGUGUGGCCUUGUUUUGCCAUACAGAUCGCUGAGAAUUUUAACCACUAACAACUCACCAAUAUACUGUACGGACACACACAUACAUACACAUAAACACACACACUAUGACACCCCGUCUACACAUCCUACCAUAUGUGCUUGUGUGAUCUCCCUCAGUGCAGCAGACGAAGCUUAGACGUGCCUGACCAGAGAACUCAAACCAGGACACACACACACACACACACACACACACACACACACACACACACACACACACACACACACACACACACACACACACACACACAUAUAUAUACCUGUGUCCUUUUUACUGCCCUGCUCUGCACAUGCCCUUAAAGUGCACAAUAGAGAAAUUAUUCCUUUCUUUUUUGGUCUGCAGAGCACUGUACAGUAGAGACCGAACACAUCCUUCUCUCUGUCAUCACAUUUAAGCCAAACAAAGCCUAACAAACAAACAAAUAGACAAACAACCAGUGUUGGCAGUGUUGUUUUGUAUUACUUGUUUGUCCAUGACAUUUGUGACUGUGUUUUGACAGUCCAUAUUACUGACCGACCAGUGUUGUGAUUAAUAAAGACGUCAGUUUUCUUCCCUCCCUGAUGCACCAUCCUUCUCUCCGCCUCUCUUGUUUCCGCCUCCCUGACAGCAGUAAGGGAUAAGCUUGUUGUGCUCCUUUUUUAACAGUGUUGUGAAGGAUCUCUGACAAUUGCUGUCCAAGCAGGGAAAUUAACUCGGAAUGGACAUGUUCCUUAUUUGUCUUAAUUCGCUCCUUACUCUCCUUAAUUCUCUCUCUCUCUCUGCAUUAAUAAGUCCAUUUUGCACAACUGAAGCAUGUGCUCCUUCAUCAGAUUAAUAAAAAUGUAUAAAAGUUUUAUUGUUUUAUUUUAUAUUUUUCCAAGGGAAGUAAUGUUCCAAACUAAGGUAACAUGUGUAGAAUAUAUUUAAUAUGAAUCUUAUAUAGAUCAUGAUGACUCUAGAUCUUGUUGAUAUACAGUAUAUUGGUGUUUAGUCUGAUUGUGUAUAUGGUUAGCUUCUAGCCAGUUCACAGUCACUCGCUGACAAUGUCUUGUGCUUAACAGCAGCAGAAACUCCCUAAUCAUCGACAGACUGUAUUUUUAUUUUCUUUCUUCUGUGCUCUUUUAUUAUUUUCUUUCAUUUGUUUAUAAUUUAAUGUAAUCAUUUUUAUUUGUGGUUUUUUGCUUUAAAGAAUCGCUUUGUAACAGCACUAGGUCUUAAAAAAAAAGAAUAUUGUUUAUAUUGAUCAGGGUUCAAAUCUGUACAGAGAUAAACGUUUUCAAAACCAAUUGUAAAUAGCACUAAUGCUCCUCUUCCCCUCCUCCAGACUUCAAAAUGGAAUACAUCUGUAAACUAAAUAAAGGUUAUUGAAGUGUA